Spea bombifrons (plains spadefoot toad) is the source of this 1110-nucleotide messenger RNA. It is a transcript of the gene PDF, whose product is annotated as peptide deformylase, mitochondrial. Gene Ontology annotation, cellular component: mitochondrion. Bases 21 to 740 code for a protein of 239 amino acids. Gene Ontology annotation, molecular function: peptide deformylase activity. Gene Ontology annotation, biological process: peptidyl-methionine modification; N-terminal protein amino acid modification. Lineage: Eukaryota; Metazoa; Chordata; Amphibia; Anura; Pelobatidae. The record is from RefSeq and is a predicted model, not a curated record. The transcript is spliced from 2 exons.
UUGUUCCUUGCAGGCACAAGAUGUUGGUACAAAGAGGCUGCUGGGCUCUGGGUAAACUUCUGUCCCAUUGCUCCAACUUUGCUGUCCCCACUGCUCCCCGCUAUUUGUCUCGAUUCUGUUCUUCGUGGGCAGGAGGGAGAAGACGCAGUUAUUGGAGAUAUCUCAGGAGAUCUGUGCUAGGUACUCCCACGCCGCCGUACUCCAGAGUGACACAGACAGGAGAUCCGGUGCUGCGUUGCCAAGCUGCGCCUGUUCCUCCUGCCCGCAUUACCCACCCCGAUACUGUUAAGGUGCUGGAUCGCAUGGUACGAGUCCUGAGGGCAGGUGGUUGCGUGGGGCUUAGUGCACCGCAGCUUGGGGUUCCCCUUCGUAUCCUGGCUGUGGAGCUCUCUGAACAGAUGUGUCGGAUGGUGCCCCCAGAAGUGCUGGCUGCACGUGAGAUGGCCCCAUUCCCACUUCAGGUCUUCAUUAAUCCUGAAAUGCAUGUUUUGGACUCUCGAACACUUAGCUUUCCGGAGGGCUGCAGUAGCGUCCGGGGAUUCUCUGCUGUAGUGCCACGAUAUUAUUCGGUAGAGCUAUCCGGUCUGAACACUAAGGGUGAGCGCAUAAGUUGGCAGGCUAAAGGCUGGGCAGCUCGGAUUGUCCAGCACGAGAUGGACCAUUUGAAUGGAGUUCUGUAUAUCGAUAAGAUGGAUCCACGUACCUUUACCAACGUUAACUGGGCAGAAGUAAAUGACUGAGAAAUGCUGCAUCAUUUUGUAUGACCUGAAACCUGAAAAUUUUGUAUGACCUGAAACAACUGCUUUGUACCAGGCAGAGCCAUGUACAUAGAUGGAUGUUCACAGGAAGAAUACUGCUCAGUUGGGACAGUGCCCGUUUUCCCAUAACCAGCGAAAGCUUAAAUUUUCUUUGCAUUAAAUAUUUAAGUUACAGAAAUUAAGGUAUUGUUACUACGCUUUCACCGCUCUGUUUAUGAUUAUUUUUAUAGCAGUGCACAAUGCAAUCAAACAGUUAUUUUGAGGGAUUACUGCCAGGGCGAGCAUCCAAAUUCUGAGUUGAGGGUACAAUUGCUGUUGGAGGCAAAUGGUCUGCAGUGCCCCCAUCAUAAAA